AUGAAGAUUACAUUACAAUUAGCUAUUACUCCAUUUUUAAUUAUUGAAGCAGUUCGUGCAUUCCACAAAGCAGAGAAUAAUGCUUCUAGUAAUGAAAUUGCAUACAAUAAUUUGCUAAGCACUGCAAAAGCUGCAGCAGAGAAACCUAGCAAGCACCAGCCUAAGAAGCACCACACAGAGAAAGUAAAAGGUGGCAAAAUAGUUAAAGCUAACAAAUGGGGCAAACUCCCAUCAAAUAUCCUUAAGAAGGUCAAAGGAAAGAAACCUGUAAAAAUGACAGUUGAACCAAUGAGCAUAGAAGAUAGUUUCUCGCCCAGCUUAAAACAAGCCACCACCAUAAGUAAUCUGCUUAACCCCAAGGCCGCUAUGACAUCUAAUACAUCUCUACUUGCUGAGUUAAUAGAAAGGUCUGCAGGAGCCAAUUCUCUUACUAAACCAGAGAAUUACACUCAAGAAUUUGAAGAGGAAGAGGAAGCAGCAGCACUUGAUCAAGACCCAGCAAUCUUAUUCAACACAGAAGCAUUUGGUAAGAGCAUCAAAGCAGAGAAAAAGAAAGCAUUAAAAACAGCCCCCACACCAGAACCAGUCUCUACUAUUCACCUUAAAGAUAAAUCCGCAGACAAACCCCAUCCUAAGAAACAUCUACCAAAAUCAGAGAAUACCACUAAAUUAGAAGUAGCAGAAAAAUCUGGCGAGAAAGAGAAUUUAUCUCUAAUAAACAAUAAUUUAGAGAAGAUGGAAGUCACAAUGCAAUCAUUCAUUAAAGAAAUCAAAGCAUUAAAGGAAACCAUCUCUGACUCCAAUGAAUCAAGCAUUAUUAGCGCAGAGGCAUCCCCACACAAGGCAUACAAACUGAGUGGGAAUAAAAAACACGCAGACUCAAAAAAGAAGAAAAAGGGAGUAAGCAAAUCUUCUGAAACAGAUUUCUAAG
This is a messenger RNA of Nematocida parisii ERTm1, 931 nucleotides long. RefSeq lists its product as uncharacterized. The transcript has a single exon. NCBI's taxonomy places the organism in Eukaryota, Fungi, Microsporidia. The record is from RefSeq and is a predicted model, not a curated record. The coding region runs from base 1 to 930 and encodes 309 amino acids.